AUGGGGGCAUGUGGCUUUCCAGAGUGUCUGGGUAGCUACAGCUCCUCGAAAGAUGUCGACUAUCAGAGUCAUAAAUAUGCGUUCUGUAAAUGGAUCUGUCAUCUAGCGGUCGUCGUGUAUGUUGGUUACACGCUCCUCUUUGACAAACGCUAUCAGGAGAAGGACAGUGUUAUAAGCUCCGUCCACACUAAAGUGAAGGGGGUGGCACAGACAGACAAAUGGAUCUGGGAUACAGCAGAAUACACUAUACCGAUGCAGGGCGUAGACUCCUUUUUUGUGAUCACCAAUGUCAUUAUUACAGAGAAUCAGGUUCAGAGCAGGUGCGCAGAGUAUCCCUUUGCCAAUAAUUUCUGCUCUUCAGACUCUUCAUGUAUAAAAGACAGUGUGGAUCAGCAGAGUAAUGGAAUUCGAACAGGAAGAUGUGUGAAGUAUAAUGCAACUGUUAAAACCUGUGAGAUCAUAGCAUGGUGCCCUGUGGAAUCUGAGAAAACUGCCCCUGUGCCUGCAGUUCUGGAAAGUGCUGAAAACUUCACAGUACUAAUAAAGAACAACAUCCACUUCCCCAAAUUUGAUUACACCAGACAAAAUAUUCCACAGAAUUUCAAUGCUUCCUGCACAUUCAACAAGAAAACUUCCCCGCUCUGUCCAAUUUUCCGUCUGGGUGAUAUCCUUCAAGCAGCAAACCAGAAUUUUUCUGAGAUGGCAGUUGAGGGGGGAAUCAUUGGCAUUGAGAUCAACUGGGACUGUAACUUGGACUUCAACCGCUGCAGUCUGCAGUAUGGUUUCCGCCGCCUCGAUGACAAAUCAACAAGCAAACAGCCUGGUUUCAACUUCAGAUUUGCAAAGCACUACAAGCAAUCAAAUGGGGUGGAACAGAGAACGCUUAUCAAAGCCUAUGGGAUACGGUUUGAUGUCCUUGUCUUUGGCACAGCUGGAAGAUUUGACUUCAUUGAACUUAUGAUGUACAUUGGGUCCAUGAUCUCCUAUUUUGGCUUGGUGAGAGAUUUAUUUAUUAUGUUUAUGGAGCCACUUCUGGCUACGUUUGUCAUCGAUUUUUAUAUUACUUACUGCAGCUGCUGCAAAUCACCUGUCAGGAUAUAUCACUACAAAAAGAAGUACGAGACUGUGCAGAAUCCAAGACGGGUGAUGUACGUAUCCCACGUUGAUAAGCCACAUGUUGUCUUGAUAAAGGAACCCCUGAAAACAAGCUUGCAGGAUGCUGAAGGCAAGGUCGUUGAGGUAAGGACAUGCACAAACCUUUGGGAUUCCCUCUUCAGGAGCCACCCUGAGAAAUUCUCUGAUUGUGUCGACUGCUGCACCCAUAGAUCCAAUAAGGACUCUGUUACAAACGGAUAUGAUAUGCAGCCUUUCCAUAGGGAAAUGGCCUCCUCCCAGGCCCACCUACUGUGGUGCCACUGUGGGGAAUGCCAGAAUACAAAUAAGCGCCAUGAGCAGCUCUGCUGCCGAAGCAAAGAAGGGGAAUGCAUCACAACGUCCCCGUUAUUUGAGCGACUAGUGCUGUCCAGAGACAACCUGAGAGAUAUCCUUCUCUACAAAGAGCCUUUUCUGGACUUGAACAAUAUGAAUGCCAACGACAAGCUGCGUCGCUGUGCUUUCAAGCAGUACAUUCGCUGGCGCUUUGGCUCUUUCGAUCUGGAAGACAGAGCUGUCAUCCCAAGCUGCUGCAGGUGGAAGAUUAGAAAUAUUUACCCCAAAUGUGGUGGCAACUAUACUGGUUUUAAGGCUAUAUGAGGAUGCUGUA
Messenger RNA from Tinamus guttatus (white-throated tinamou), 1762 nucleotides. NCBI's taxonomy places the organism in Eukaryota, Metazoa, Chordata, Aves, Tinamiformes, Tinamidae. The record is from RefSeq and is a predicted model, not a curated record.